This is a messenger RNA of Arctia plantaginis, 3357 nucleotides long. The record is from the annotation of a GenBank genome assembly. NCBI's taxonomy places the organism in Eukaryota, Metazoa, Arthropoda, Insecta, Lepidoptera, Erebidae.
AUGAAGUUCUCAACUGGCUCCAGUUCGAGCAGUCUUGCCAGCGAUUCGCUGUCGAGGAAAUCAACUCUAUGUAUCUAUACAGAAAUUGAUGCCCCCACUUUGCCCCCGCCUUGCGAAAGGGUACAAUAUGGCCAUCGAAGGAAUCCUGAAUCGAUGGACAGCAGUUCAGAAUCAAUGGAGCUUAGACGAGAGUUAGACGCAGUAAGGAACGCAUUACAGCAGCAGUCUGAAUCUGUUCUGAAGCAGAGACAUCAACUUGUAGAGGCUGGACAGGCUCUCGCCGCACAUGAAAAGAAGUCGGCACAAGAGAGGCGGCUCAGAAAAGAUCAAUUAGCGUUAGUCCUUCGGUCGUUGGUGUUACUGGAAUCCCGCCUGACCAGGGAACAGAAACAAAUACAUGUUGCACUCCGGCAGAAAGAGAAAAUUAUCAAAUCACAACAAGAAGAAAUUAACAAACUGAAAGCCCGGAAAUCCUAUUGCAGCAACUGCCAGCAACUGCUCGGCUUUACCAGCGAACAGACCAAUAUAGAGACCGAUCCAGAAUUCCAGAGUUUAGAGAGUACUGACUCGAGAUUUCAAAAUACAUUUGUUAGAAGCUGUAGUUAUCGCGAAAGAAAUUCUCCUCCGGUAUUCCAGAAAAAUACUAGAUUAAGUAAGAGCUUCCAGUACCAGUUGCCAAAGAGUGACAUUGCCUAUUGCAACACCAGUUCUAGUGAAGAAGGGAAUAAUGUCAGCCUCAGCAGCAAAGGUACUUUUAUUAAAAACAAACAAGCCUUUGUUAGACGAGACGUUUUUAGAAGGUCAAGAAAAUACUCUGGAAGAAAGAAUAAUAAGUAUGUGGAUAACUCUCCUAAAGUUUAUAGUAAUCAAGCAAACAAUAGCAGCAGUGCUGAAGAUUGCAUUGGUAUGAGCUACCAAGUGAAUAAUGAUGAUACUGAUAUCACCGCUAGUCAAAUAGCUAAUGAUAUAAGAAAAGCAUCCUUGAAAAUUGACCAACUUAUUGGAGAAGCUGCAAAGAAAGAGUUUGAAAAUACUGCAAGUGAUUCUGAUAAAACUUAUUCUACAAAAAUGGAAAAGGUACAUGGAGUUAAAAGACAGGCAUCUGACGAGAUUAAAGCUAACAGACAACUUUUCUUAAAUAAAGUUCUUAAUGAAGAGAACAAUGAGAAGCCUUGGUAUUGUAAUGUUAGCGACCCGGAGCAAGAAGGGGAUUGUUUAGAGCAAAGGUCAUUAACUAUUAAGGCGAAGUCUAACGAGGAUGUUUUGACAGACUUACAUGAUGCGGACGUAAUAUCUGCAAAGAAUGAAGUAUUGUGCAAUAAUUUAAAAAAUAACAAUGAAAGAUUCAGUGCAAGAUUUGAUGAUAAAAAUAAUAAUAUUGAAGAAAACCUUAAUAAACAAGCAUCUCAGGCCGAAGUCAAUGAGAAUUGGUAUGCCAGUACUAGUGAUGCUGAUGAAAAUCCUACUAAUGAAAUAUACAAAAAUAAUCCUGUUUUGGAGUGUGUGAAUCAAAUUUUACUUCAAAAUUCUUUAGAUGACAGUAGUAAUGAUAAUUCUAAGUCAAGUGAAGCACCCAGUCCAAAAUCAUCCACGAAGCGAGUGCAAUUCUCUACUCUUAAUAGCAUUUCAUACGAUGAUAAAGUGAGAAAGGAUAAUACAUUACCUAGAUCGGAUAAAAGAGCAAAUAAAAUUGUUAAAUUCAGUCUAGAGACCGCUUCUGAGCACAGCUACGAAGUACCUAAUACCGCUCAAGGUUUUCAGUAUGAAAUACAAAGCUUGUACAGUAAUGAAUACGAACCCAUAAUUACGAAAUCAAAUGAUACCAAGCCUGUGCCAUUAAUGCGACAAGUGAAUGAUAAACCAAACAUUCCAAAAAUAAGAGGCUCUAUAGUGAAAAAUAUCGCUGCUGACAUAGAAAAUCGUAACCUUAAUAACAAUAAGAACAACGUUGAAAGAAAGAUCGAGAACGAUCUUGGGUCGAUGAAAAUAUUUAAUAAGAGAAAAGUACCACGAACUCCACCCGCAUUACCGCCCAAGCCAAAAAAUCUUUCGGCUAAAUGGAAAGCCGAUAAUACUGUGAAAAUAAUAACAGAUGGCAUAGACUCUGAAGCCGUUGCGGCUAACCAACGGGUUGCAGAUGUUAAGACGAGAAAAGUGGGCCAAGUAGCAACUAUAAACAAUAUUGAGCCUGACUAUUGUUCCAUUUCAGAGAUAAAUGUUCCAGUAGUCAGCAACGGAAAGAGGGAGUUGCUACUUACACAGCCAACGGUUGAGAUCCACAAUGAACAGUACCCAGUUCAUGCAGUAAGUCCGCGCAAUAGCGUCGCUAAAGUGGUAUCCUUACCAAGGAUCCAGAACAAGAUAAGCGAUAAGGACAUUCCUAAACUUCCUCAAGUCACCGAGAUCAUCAUUCCCGAUGAAGAUGACAAGGCGAACGAUGAACAAAACCGUUCCUUCCAACAAACUACUGAAAGUUACUUGUCGAACUUUGUUAUGCAUCCUCUGCAACCAAAAUUGGACCCUCGUGCUUCUAUACAAAUGGGCAACACAGUGUCUUCUAUACUAUCUGAGAUUAACAAAGGCGGUAAGGGUGGCAAUAAACAUAUCAAUUUGACCGAACUAGAUAAUCAGUUCAAUCACGGACCUGAGAAGAAUCAAAUCAAUAAUGCAGCAUUACACAAAGCUGAAUAUUUCGAUGACAUGGACAAAUUUGAUUUGUCUCAGAACUUCGAAGAGUUUAAGAUAGACGAUGAACUCGGCAGCAUAGUUGCAGAGGAAUACCGCAUCAGCUCCGGCAGCAGUGACGGUUCCGUGUCAGAUGUUGUAACUGAAAAUCUAACCAAUGUACCUGAUAAAGAGAAGCAGCAUAAUACUAAUAAUAACGACGACAAUGGAAAAAAUAAUAAUUUUCUUGAGAGUAACGACAGCACCUUAAACAAAGGUUCUAAGAACGCUAAGUUGUCUAACAAGCCUGAUCUCCUAUCUAACAUAGAGAAUUUAGAGACUGAAUCUGUAAGGAACUCUGAUAUAGAGUCCAGCAACUCAUCAGGGAGCAACAGUGGUUCCUACAAUACCGUGAAGUGCGAACCUAGAAUGGUGAUGAUUAAUAAUGCUGAGAUAAACGCGCCCAAAACCAAGGGCUCUUUUGAUUUCUUCCUAGAGACGUCUGGUCUUAGUUCUAAGUCUAUAUUUACAUCGAAUAAGAAUUAUCUUGGCCUAAGGCCGCCUAGUGCCAAUCACAAGAGUGUCCUUAAGCCUAAGGAUGUGAAGAUGCGUGUUAAGAAUCCUAUUGCAACGAACAAAAUCAACGAAAAGUCUAUGACCACUGCUAUUAAAUAUUUCGAGCCCUAUGUGUAA